GGUCGAUUUUCUUCUUCUCCUUUUUCUUUAUCGAGCAGAGGAUGAAGCGACCUCGUAGUAUUGAUACAACAGAAGAAGAAACCACCGGUCGACUUCAAGAAACGAGGCGUGACACUGAUAGCAUGUCAGAACUCGCAGCAUUGUCGUCACCACCACCAUCGUCGUCGUCGGUUGCUCAAGAUCAAGUAGAAGACACUGUGCAACAACAAAACGACGAAGUACAACAGCAACAGCAACAACAUUAUAAUCAACAGCAAGCCCAACAGCAGCAGCAACCGGUUCGUUUUGCGACCACCGCAUUAAUUCGACUUCACGCAUGCUACGAGAAAGCCAGUUAUCACCACGUUCUACACAGACACUACGCUAAACAAUUCGAUACAAGAAUGGUCAGAUUGUUGCACACAAUCAAUGAACUUGUUAAUAGCUAUGCAGCGAUGCGUACCCAACAACCUAACAUGACGCAAACAAGCGAUGCCCAUCGAUCUACUGCGCGGACAACAAUUGACCAAUUCGCUUCUCAAAUUCCAAUCGAAGCUACCUCGCUGAUGAAGGAUACAAUUAAAGUUAAGCUUAAUGAAGUGGAAAUCUACAAGGAAAUUUAUGAGCUCAUUGAUGCCUUGGAAAAGGACGGAUUGGCACCAUCAACGCAUCACAGGGUGUGAAAAAGAAGAAUCCUUACUGCUACACAUACACGCACAAACAGUAUUUGCUUAUAGUAUCGAUAGUACUUCUGUGUCCAUGUAGUACAUGCUAUCGAACAAUAAAACAGAUAGCCAUGAUGGUCAUCAGCAGCAACGAUAUCAUCACUUUCAAAAUGUACAAUCAUUGAUUUGAGCUGCUAAUCAACGUGAUGCAUGAGGGACAGCAUCAACUGCAAUGCAAAAUAAUUAUGCGGCGUGCAUGACGUGUUUGUGCUCAUCU
This is a messenger RNA of Zychaea mexicana, 921 nucleotides long. RefSeq lists its product as uncharacterized. Bases 42 to 662 code for a protein of 206 amino acids. Lineage: Eukaryota; Fungi; Mucoromycota; Mucoromycetes; Mucorales; Lichtheimiaceae. The record is from RefSeq and is a predicted model, not a curated record. The transcript has 5 exons.